Stylophora pistillata is the source of this 1415-nucleotide messenger RNA. RefSeq names its product ectonucleoside triphosphate diphosphohydrolase 4. The record is from RefSeq and is a predicted model, not a curated record. Gene Ontology annotation, biological process: UDP catabolic process; CTP metabolic process. Gene Ontology annotation, cellular component: membrane; Golgi apparatus. NCBI's taxonomy places the organism in Eukaryota, Metazoa, Cnidaria, Anthozoa, Scleractinia, Pocilloporidae. Gene Ontology annotation, molecular function: UDP phosphatase activity; GDP phosphatase activity; ribonucleoside triphosphate phosphatase activity.
GAGUGAAGACAGACGUGGCGCUUCCUCAGUUAGCCGGUGUUUUGGUUAUUGAUGAACAUUUUAUUUUUUAAGCAAAUCAUGGUCUCGAUCAAUUUUUGUUGGGAGUCAUGAAGGAGGCCUGGUGUGAUUAUUCACCUAGACUCGUAUAUAACUGUUGUUAUUGCGGCAAUCCUUCUGUAAUAUCCCCGAUUAAGACAGAAAAUACAGAAUGGUCGGUCGGAUCUCAAUACGAUGGACGAGUCUUCCUUCUUUUCUUAGACCAGGAAUAAUUUCUUCCUCCACAGACAGCACAUGUUCUUCAACAAGAAGACUAUUUUCACAUAUGAAAGACUCUCUACGAAAUUAUAUUUUUUUAGUAUUUAUUUUUAUCACAAUAAUUUUACUUGCAGCUCUGUUUCUUGUGGGUAACGUGAACUGGUAUGGUAACAGAACUAGACGCUUUGCAUCAACAGAUUUUUAUAAACAUGGAGCUGAUUCUCAUUAUCAUUAUGGUAUUGUUAUUGACUGUGGAAGUAGUGGAUCUCGUGUGUUUAUUUAUUACUGGCCACCGCAUAAUGGCAAUCCAGAGGAGUUGUUACAAAUUAAACAAAUGAAAGAUAACAGAGGAAAUCCUGUCAGGAUGAAAAUCAAACCAGGGAUCUCUAGUCAAGUGAAUUGGCCGUCAGAAGCAUCAUCCUAUAUUGAUCCUCUUCUUUCCUUUGCUGCACAACAAAUUCCUGAACACAAGCACAAAGAAACACCUCUUUAUAUCCUGGCUACUGCUGGCAUGCGAAUGCUUUCUGUUACUGAUCAAGAAGCUAUUUUAGAUGAUUUGAGAGUGGAUGUUCCUUUGAAGUACAACUUCCAUUUCACGUCAUCUCAUGUUGAGGUCAUCACAGGGAAGCAAGAAGGAAUUUAUUCAUGGAUUGGAGUCAACUUUGAGCUGGGAAGAUUUGAUCAUUCACAUGAUAGUCAAGAGUCACCACCAAACAACAGCGCAUCAGAAGUUAACCGUAAAAGCACAGUGGGAUCUCUUGACAUGGGUGGAGGCUCUGCACAAAUUGCAUUUGAAGUUGGGAAGUCUGUAUGGGUUCCAUCGGAUUUAAGAGCGCAAGUAAAUCUGGAGUUACGCCAGUGACCUUCAGUUUCGUUUCAUUCUCCUCGUGUGUAGCAUAACAGUCUUAGCCGCUAUCUUGCUCUACUGCCGGCGUCUACGGCGCAUGAGCAAGAAUUCUAGUAUCUGGCAUUUCGACUCAUCGCCUGUACUUUACAAAGUUGAUGUGAUACCCAGCAUAGAGAAGAUUCCAAUGAUAUAACAGAAAGUGGACUGGAGUAGAAAGCCAUACUAACAUUUAGAAAAAAUUAUGGAAAUUUUAGUUCAUUGUACAAAGGAAUUAAAUAUAGUUAUUUAACUUAAAAAAAAAAAUUAAAAAAGA